AUGUCCUCCCCAAUCACCGUUCAAUCACACCUCUACGUCGAUUCCCCUCCAACAAUCUGUGUCCUCGAGAUUGCUCCCCACUUUGCUUCCCUCACGCCUAAGCAGAAACUUUACGCUCACCACAUCUCCCAUGCUGCAUACCUCGGUACACGCGUUUGUGCACGCCAAUGCUCCCCCGAAUCAGAGCACAUCUGUGAUCUCAUCUUGAGCCUCCACAAGGCCGUCUCUGGGGACUACAAAAAGCUCUCCUCUGCCACGGGGGUCAGCGAUGAAAAUGUCAAAUACUUUCUCGAGUACGCGGCCAUGGUCCUAACAUCAUGUGGAAACUACAAGAGCUUCGGAGACGCGAAGUUUAUCCCUCGCAUCCCGGAAGAGGAGCUCGCGAAGCUGGCAGAGUAUGAUGCGGAUGCUAAAGCAAGCUUUGAGAAGGUGAAGGAGGCGAUCUACGCUACGCAGCCAGAGGCAAGGAACUUCCUGGGAUACCCAGAUGCUGGCCAUGUUUCUACAUACUACCCUGACUCGCCAGAUAUCACAAAGGCCGAGAUUGAAGCUGUGCAGGACUUUAUGAAUGAAAACUCGCUUCUUUCUGAGAACACUCGGUUGCGGAAAGUCAGUGAUACCGAGUUUCAUCUGCUCAUUGCGUCUGCACAUGCCAACGAUAAUAAAGAGUUUACACUUCCGGAUGGGAAGAAACUGAAACUCGAAUAUGGCGACCAUGCAGCUGAGAUGAAGAAGAUCGCUGCAGCCUGUAAGGAUGCCUCCGAAUCUGCCGAGAAUGAAGUACAGAAGAACAUGUGGCUCGAGUACGCCCGCUCCUUCGCAGACGGUUCCAUCGAAGCCCACAAAGAGAGCCAGAAGCUCUGGGUGCAGGAUCAAGGACCAGUUGUCGAGUCUAACAUUGGAUUCAUCGAGACUUACCGAGACCCACAUGGUGUCCGUGGAGAAUGGGAGGGUUUCGUAGCAGUUGUCAAUCAAGAGCAGACGAAGAAAUUUGGAGAGCUAGUACGGCGGGCUGAGGAGUUCAUCAAACGCCUCCCCUGGGGCAUCGAUUUCGAAAAGGACACCUUCAUCAAGCCUGAUUUUACAAGUCUGGAAGUUCUCUCCUUUGCCGGUGGUAGUAUCCCAGCAGGCAUCAACAUCCCCAACUACGACGAUAUCCGUCAAAACAUUGGUUUCAAGAACGUCUCCCUUGCCAAUGUUCUUAAUGCCAAAGCUCCUAGUGAAAAAAUCACCUUCCUCUCUGGUGUCGACCUCCCGCUCUACGAGAGGCUCCGCGGCAAGGCAUUUGAGGUGCAAGUUGGCGUGCACGAACUGCUCGGCCACGGCACAGGCAAGCUCCUCCAAGAGACCUCCAAAGGCGUCUUCAACUUCCCCCAUGACUCCCCACCAGUUUCUCCUGUUACCGGAAAGCCUAUAUCAACAUGGUAUAAGCCCGGCGAAACGUGGGGCGGCGUGUUCGGCGGUGUUGCUGGAUCCUACGAAGAGUGUAGAGCCGAGUGUGUGGCUAUGGUACUGGGUGUUGAUAAAGAUAUUCUCUCAAUCUUUGGGCACGCGGACGAGGAUGCAGAGGAUGUCCUCUAUAUUGAAUACCUACAGAUGGCACGUGCGGGUCUUCUUGCCCUCGAAAUGUGGGAUCCGAAGACAUCAAAGUGGGGGCAACCCCACAUGCAAGCGCGCUACUCUAUUUUGCAAUGCUUCCGGUCUGCCGGCGAUGGCUUUGUGUCCUUCGAGCACUCACGCCCAGAUAAAAGCGACCUAGUAGUCAAGAUUGACAGGACCAAAAUCCUGAGCCAUGGUGUUCCGGCCGUAAGCGAGUAUCUCACAAAGCUGCAUGUAUACAAGAGCACAGCGGAUGUUAAGGCAGGAACAAAGCUCUACGCUGAGAUGACGACCGUCUCAGAGGAGAUGAAGAGUUACAGGGAUGUGGUCAUGAGCAUGAAGCAGCCAAGAAAGAUGUUUGUCCAGGCGAACACGGUUAUGGGCGAGGAUGGAACGGUGGAGCUGAGGGAGUACGAAGCAACACCGGAGGGUGUGGUGAAAAGCUUUGCCGAUAGGGAACUUUAG
This is a messenger RNA of Morchella importuna, 2064 nucleotides long. RefSeq lists its product as uncharacterized. The coding region runs from base 1 to 2064 and encodes 687 amino acids. The transcript has 2 exons. Lineage: Eukaryota; Fungi; Ascomycota; Pezizomycetes; Pezizales; Morchellaceae. Gene Ontology annotation, biological process: proteolysis. The record is from RefSeq and is a predicted model, not a curated record. Gene Ontology annotation, cellular component: cytoplasm. Gene Ontology annotation, molecular function: metalloexopeptidase activity; dipeptidyl-peptidase activity.